Messenger RNA from Cynara cardunculus var. scolymus (artichoke), 2517 nucleotides. Its product is annotated as tubulin--tyrosine ligase-like protein 12. The transcript is spliced from 15 exons. The record is from RefSeq and is a predicted model, not a curated record. The coding region runs from base 16 to 2517 and encodes 833 amino acids. Lineage: Eukaryota; Viridiplantae; Streptophyta; Magnoliopsida; Asterales; Asteraceae. Gene Ontology annotation, biological process: protein modification process.
AAACGCUCCUCCGUGAUGGCCGACGCCGGAACUAUCCAAACGUUUGAAGAUUUCGUGAAGGUUCACGGUCUGCUACUUGCAGCUGCGGGUAUACCUCAGUCGCUUUACCGGAAACUCUUUGAGAAACUKUCUACUGAAACUUUCGACGGCGGCAACUACUUCCAGGUGGAGCCCGUCGAGGAUGGCCGCCAAAGGCGUCUCGUCCUCACUUCGGAUUCCAUGGGAAAGGAAUCAAACAUUUUUCUCGUUGAUCAUGCUUUAUCCUUUCGCCUUUCAGAUGCCCCCAAACAGUUGCAAGAAGUUCCAGGGUUGGCAGAGAGAAUGGCUUCUUUGAUGUGUGUGGAUGUUGAUUUGAAUUCAGACUUUGCAGAGGCAGAUGAUGUAGGUUGUGAAUUGGAGGAUAGCAAAUUGGCUGUUACGGAAAUUGUGGAGAGAGAAGUUCAAAAAACGAAAAAGGAGGGUCAGGAUKCUGUAGUGUGGUUGGAACUUGAUGAUCUUGACAUUGACGAUGAUGUCUUUGUAUCCCUUGAUUUGCCUAGCAAAUUUCCCGAUUUAAUUGCACUUAGUCUGUGUGGCAACAAGCUUAAGGUCGCUGAGACAAUUACCAAGGAAAUUGUGAAAUUUAAACACCUUAGAGCUCUCUGGCUGAACAAUAACCCACUCCUAGAGAAUUGUGAUGAUUAUGUUACAGAUGUUAUUCUUCGUAAUUGCUCGMGACUGGAAAUUUUAAACUCAUCUUUUACAAGUAAAUAUACGGAGUGGGCCUUGGGUUUCCGUGGAGGAAUCUAUGACAAAGACAAUCCAGGCUGUGGACAUGACAAUGACCACUCCUUGCAGGGCGUGACUUCUCUUGACCUUUCAAAUAGGCGUAUUCACAGCCUACACAACAAGGGAUUUUCAUCUGAUGCUAUGCCRUCUCUUUCCUAUUUGAAUCUUCGAGGAAAUCCACUAGAUGAUCACUCUAUUUCUGACUUACUGCAACUUCUAAAAGCCUUUACCAGCUUAGAUGCGCUGGAGGUGGAUAUUCCUGGUCCUCUUGGAGAUAGUGCGGUCGAGAUUGCUGAAUCUCUUCCUACUCUUUCUCUACUAAACGGUGUAAAUACAACAAGAGUCCUAGAAUCUGGAAGGAGGGUGAUUGAUUCAAUGCUUCGUCCACGUCUUCCCGAGUGGAYUGCUGAUGAACCCUUAGUUGACCGGGUCUUGAAUGCCAUGUGGUUAUACUUAAUGUCUUAUAGAUUAGCAGAUGAGGAGAAGAUCGAUGAGACAUCUAUAUGGUAUGUGAUGGAUGAAUUGGGUUCAGCUCUGCGGCAUAGUGAUGAGCCAAAUUUCCGAGUAUCACCAUUCCUGUACAUGCCUGAGGGUAAACUGGAGUCAGCUGUGAGCUUUACAAUUCUUUGGCCUGCCAACAAUGUCCAGUAUGGUGAUGAGUGCACUCGUGAUUAUCUAUUUGGCAUCGGAGAGGCGAAGCAGCGUUCUGCCAGGCUUACUGCUUGGUUUCAUACCCCACAGAAAUACUUCAUCAAAGAGUAUGAAACGUUUUGGGAGAAUUUGAAAUCAACAAGUUCUCUCCCAGUUAGUAAGGCAUCUCCUACCAAUAGUCUAGUACGUAGUGACGGACGUCCCUUGCGUGUUUAUACAGAUAUUCCAUCAGUGGAAGAACUUUUGACUCACCCAGGAUUCAUAAUCACAACUGACCUGAAGGAAGCAGAUAUAAUAUGGACAAGCUGGCAGGUGGAUGAGGAAACGAAGAAGGCUACAGGGCUAAAAGAUCACCAAUACAUAAAUCAAUUUCCUUUUGAAGCCUGCCUCGUCAUGAAACAYCAUCUGGCAGAGACAGUCCAGAAGGCUUAUGGAUCUCCCGAGUGGUUUCAGCCUACUUAUAAUCUUGAAACACAUCUAACGCAAUUUAUUGGUGACUAUUAUGUACGAGAAAAUGAUAGGGCUGACAAUUUAUGGAUUUUGAAGCCUUGGAACAUGGCAAGAACUAUAGAUACAUCAGUUACGGGAAAUUUAUCUGCAAUUAUACGUCUCAUGGAAACUGGCCCAAAAAUAUGUCAAAAGUAUAUCGAGCACCCAGUUUUAUACAGGGGGAAGAAGUUUGAUCUUCGGUACAUUGUUCUUGUUCGAAAUAUGAACCCGUUGGAGUUAUUCAUCACCGACAUUUUCUGGGUUAGACUGGCUAACAACGCCUACUCUCUAGACAAGAAAAGCUUGUACGAGUACGAGACCCAUUUUACUGUUAUGAAUUACAGGGGAAAAUUGAAUCAUAUGAACACACCGGAGUUCGUUAAGGACUUUGAACAGGAACAUCAAGUUGAAUGGUGGGAAAUCCAUUCAAGGGUUAAGGAGAUGAUCCGAAAGGUUUUUGAGUCAGCAGCAUUAGUUCAUCCAGAGAUGCACGGUUCAACAUCUAGGGCUAUGUACGGAGUCGAUGUGAUGCUUGAUAGCAAUUUCAAACCCAAGUUAUUGGAGGUUAAUUUUCUGAUCAUUUGGCAUUCACAGGCAGAAAGAAAAUGA